Molecule: messenger RNA, 2660 nt
Organism: Cinara cedri
Lineage: Eukaryota; Metazoa; Arthropoda; Insecta; Hemiptera; Aphididae
Source: the annotation of a GenBank genome assembly
AUGUUUAGUAAUUAUGUUGAAGGUUUAUCACCUUAUAAAAACAAAGGAGAAGUUGGUAUGGUCGAAGUAUGUUUAUGUUUAUUAUAUUGUACAAAUAAGUAAGUAUUUAAAUACUUUUGUUUUAAUUAUUUUAUUUAUAUAUUUAGAAUUUUGAUACACCUGAUGAAUUAAACGAAAAGAUUUCCCUUCUUGCUGAUUGGAUUAAAACAUCCAAGCAUACAGUUUUCCAUACUGGCGCAGGAAUAAGUACAUCUGCUGGUAUACCAGAUUUUAGGUUAAUUAUUACUUGCACAUUUUUGCAAACAUUUUAUUAAAAAUAAAACACAUUUAUAAAACUAAUAUUAAUAUUUAUUUUAGGGGUCCAAAAGGAGUAUGGACUUUAGAAAAACAAGGGAAAAAACCAGAAAUUAACUUAGAUUUCAAUGAUGCGAUGCCUACUUUAACUCAUAUGGCUAUCAAAAGUUUGAUUAAAAAAGGUUGUUUGCUGAAUAUUUAUUUUUAAAUACUACUAAAAACCAUUAAAACAUUGAGAACUAUAUUGUCUUGUACAUUAUGAUUUCUAGGUUAUGUCAAGUAUGUGGUGAGUCAAAAUAUUGAUGGUUUACAUUUAAAAUCUGGAUUACUCCGUGAACAUAUAUCUGAAGUUCAUGGAAACAUGUUUACUAUGAAAUGUAAUAAAUGCAAUAGGUAAAUUAUUAUUUUGAACAGUGAAUAUGUAAAGUAUAAUAACUUCCUUAUACAUUUUUCUUCCCUUUAGUCCUAUAAAUAUUAUCAACUACCUAUUUAUACACAAAUUGUGUUUAAUUAUAAUAUUUUAUUUUCUAUUAGGUCCUUUACUAGUCAAACAGCUGUAAAUACAGUUGGCCAACAAAGUUUAAAUAUUAGAUGUUUAAGAAGAACCAAAAAAGGUAAUCUGUGUCGAGGCAUUUUACAUGAUACAAUUUUAGAUUGGAAGCACAAACUACCAUCUAAUGAAUUACAAAUGGCAGAACUGCACUCCAUGUAAAAAUGCAUUAACUUUCAUAAAUUAUUUUAUGUAUAAAAAUAAUUCUUAAUUGUUUCAUUCUAAUUUUUAUGUAUAUUAUAUUAUACUUAUAGCAAUGCAGAUUUAUGUGUUUGUUUGGGAACAUCAUUGCAAAUCCAACCAAUUAAUUUAGUCCCUUUUAAAGCAAAAAAAAAUAAAGGAAAAGUUGUCAUUUGCAAUUUACAAAGAACUAUGGGUGUAAGUAUUAAAACUUUUAUUUCCUAUAUUGGGUCAAUGAAAAGCCUAAUUAAAUUGUAUGUUCAACAAAAUUAAUUAUUUUCUUAUUAUGUGGGGGAAUUUUCUUUCAAUUCAUAAUUUUUAUAUAAACAUAAAAUAAAUUAAAGUAAAGUAAUAAACUAGUAAUUCAUAAUGAAUGGUACCUUUCAUUUGUGAGACAGACUAUAAACAAAACUUGGGUGGAUUAUUCCUUUUCAGUUGUUCGUGAUUGGUAAUAGGUAGUACCAUAAUACAUGGUGCAUAAUGUUUGCAGGUGUAUGUAAAAAAUCUGAAAUAAGUUAGCAAUUAGCUUAAGAAAUAGAGAAUAGCAUUUGAAAAAUAAUACGGGUUUAAUAAUAGGGUUGAGAGUUUUAACCUGUAAAUGGUCAUAAGGUGAGAAAUUCUCUCAUCACAGUAUUCUUUUGGUCACCACUGUCUUUUAUAUUAGCUUAUUGUCAAGUAAGUUAUACUAUGUCUUAUCAGAUACAUUUAAUCUAAAAAUAGAUUGCAUUAACUGAAAUUGUAAUUGAUCAUCUAUUGUAGUAUUCAUCCAAUGCGACUUGUAUGCACAUGAUGAGAGAAAUUCUCUAUAUGUGACCAAACAAAAAAAUAUUUUAUGUGACAAGAGAAUUCCAAUGAGACUUACAGAUAAGUUCUACAAAAAUGUGCUGAGAUUGACUUUUUCCUAUAGUUUAGAGUUAAUUAGAGCUGUAUAUAGUCAAAUAUAAUAGAGAAUGAGUAUAGCAGAGAUGAUAAUGCUUAGGUGAAUGAGUGAAGUUUUGAGAGAAGAUAGGAUAAAUAAUGAGCACAUAAGAGGUAGCUUAGACAUGGUAGAGAUAAUAUACAAAAUUACUAUAAGUAGACUGAGAUGGUUUGAGCAUGUUACGCGGAGAGAGAAAUCUAGAAGCAGUAUGAAUUGUAAUGAACAUAAAUAUUAGGAAAAAGGUUAAAAAUAAAACUGAAGAAGAGAUGGUUGGAUAUUAUUGAGAAUGAUAAGACAGCUGGUGUAUAAAGGUGAUAGAUGGGUUAAAUGGAAGUUUAAGACAAGGAUGACUGACUCCAAAUAGUUGGGAUGAAGGAAAAUAAAAAGAAGGAACAUUUUACAUUUUAUACUGAUAUGAGUAUAUACACUAAAUUGGAUAUUACACUACAUUUUAAUUUUAAUAUAAUUAAUAUACAUUAUUUUUUAUAGGACCGUAAAGCAGAUCUUGUAAUUCAUACUUAUGUGGACGAUAUGAUGAAAUCUCUAAUGGGUAUCCUUGGAGUUGAAAUUGAAAAUUAUAAUGAGCAAUUAGAUCCUACAAAAAUGGCAAAUCUAACUGAUUGGACCAUUUAUAAAAUUGAUUUACUAAACAUGCAAGACAUGAAAAAAUAUGCUACUAAAUCAAAAAAAAGAAAAUUUCAAGACCAAAUCUUUUAA